AAUGAGGAGGCACCACCGCACCGCCAGUAGCUCCCAGACAGUGACUCCGCGUGUAACGUGUGACCGGUGGGCGACCUGCAACGCCUGCACCGUGUGUUAUGUCAUCGAUGACAAUCCCUGGACGCGGUGGUGCUCCGAAUUUAUACGGCGUGAAAUUCGUACGCGAGUGAUCGAGGAUAAAGUGAAUACGUGACGGGCGUAAUAGACCGUGGGUGAAAAGUACGGAUUGUUCGAUCGUUCACCAAGUCGGAAGGUACAUCCCGAUUCGGUCUUCGUAAUUUCCCUCUAUAUUUUCCCGGCACAUUUAACUUCUUCGUAGGAUCAGCGCUUUGGUAUCGGUGUUUCUCGAAGAAAACACCUCGCGCUGGGCGAACAGCCUAGAUAACGACGAGAGAUCGUGAACCGCCCGAAUGGAUCGAAUUGGAUACUCAGCGUCGUCAGCGGUCGUGAGCUCGUGUGAGUCGACGCGUCGCGGCGACGAGUUUCGAUGAGGAUCGACGCCCGCGCCCGAGUCGCUCUCACGUAUCCCUGUGUUCGGCGGCGGGACAUCAGCGGUGUCACGGUUCGAUAGCCGGAUAAACGCCGGCGACCCCGUCAUCAGCGUCAGCGACGUCGACGGUACGACCGAGCCUGGGAACGUCGAGUUCGCUGCCGCGAGGGAACGAUAACGACGCGAAACGUGGUGGUCACGACAUCCGCGUGCGACAGGACGCGUUUAGUCCCGGAUCGGCGGCGGAAGCUUCAUUCCGGGUCGACAAUGGCGCGGUGGCCUUGAGGAUCGAUCGCGCGGGAGCGAGCCGGGUGAACGGUCGGGGUUUCGGUCUGGCGCGAUUGAAUCCGCGCGAUCCACACGCUGCGCGAUCGUUUCGCGCGCGCGCCAUCGGGUGUCUACGAUGCGCGGAGUGGUAACUGGGCAAACGUAUCGUAAUUAUAUCGAAGAGAUACAUUGCCGCGACAUGUGGAAACGUCAAGGGAAGUAUGUGAACUAUGAGGCUAAUUCGUACACGUAGGCGGAUCGCGCGCGCGUAAAAAAAGAUCGCGUGUCACAUUACGCGCUAGUUGCAAUAAUUCGAUAACGCCAGUCAUCGCCAAAGUCGUCAUCGAACGUUCAUUAGCAGUCGGGAGACCGGAAGAGAAACAGAGUAAUCACCGUUCGUUGAAUGGAGUAAUGAGCGGGGCCCCUGCGCGGGGCACAGUGCCCCGUCGUCAAAGACGCCACCAUCAUCACCAUCAUCAUCAUCAUCAGAAACAUCAGAAGCGCGUCCGGGAAGAAGCGCCGCGGAACGUGACGCUGGACGAGCCCGAAGAGAAGAGACCGAAGGUCAAUCCGAUCUUCCUGUGGGCGUCGCAGCGCGAGCAGAAGAUCGUCGAGGUGAGAUGCGAGGACUACGAUAAACGUAAUCGCAUCAAGCUCACCAAGACCGCGCAAGGAUGGCGUUCGAUACCGCGUACCACGUCCAACGUGUACACGAUUGCCCUAGCCGAUGCCUGCAACAAGAAAACAUCAGGUAUGGCCGACGCGUCGCCGGCCUCCUCGGUCUCGUCCAACGACGAGAAGGAGAACGGCAAACGAUGUCUUCAAGAGCCAGCGAGCGCGACGGUCAGUUCCCUUCGGUGCCAUCCACGAAUAUAUUCGUCGAACGGCACGACGAACGGUUUGCUUACUGGCGAAGGCGCAGGCAGAAAAAGGCGAGGCUACAAUGAAGAGACGAAUAGACGAGGAUAUCCUUCUUCCUUGGGAGCAUGUGAGAUUAACGGUGAUGAGGGCGGAGAAAAAAAUGGUGAAGACGAUAAGAAUCGCGAGCAGAACAAGUCGAAGGAUCGUCUGUCCAUCUUCAAGAGUAAAAAUAAGCUGAAAGGUUGGAUCGACCUGCAGAGAUUGCAAAUGGACAAGCUGUUCCAACCGCGUGUCGUACUGGAACUGCUGCAACUAUCGCAACUCCCUGAGAGCGCGCAUCAAAAUGUCGUUCGCCACGCGAGAAAUAAAGACGCAGCGGCGAAUGAGACGAAGCGGAAAGAGGAAAAUAACAAGCGGGACGAGGAGACCGCCGUAACGGAAGAGGAUGAAGAAGAAAGGGAGGAAGAGAUGGACAACGAGGAGCUGGAGGAGGAGGAAGAAGAGGAGGAGGAGGAGGAGGAGGAGGAGGAGGAGGAUGAGGAGGAGGAAGAAAACAGCGAGAAAUCGAGUCGAAUGAACAAAGCGGGUAUUCAGGACAUAUUAAACAUGAUAGAUGCCACGGCCUCGCCCGUUCUCGCUACUGAUACUCCUAGCGCCGAUCUACCGGUGGACUCUACCCCGGUGGACUCUACCAAGACUUACGAGGUCCUCGACGAGAAGCAAUCCGCUGAGAGACAGCAGGUCAAGGACACGGAGUCCGACGAUGUAAAGGAUCGAAUCAGGAGCAUGUCCAGUUACGAAACCGAGGCCAUCGACCAAGACGAUGAAAUUGAUGAUAAGUUGGAGGUGCACGAGGAAAAAAUUUUAGAGAAAGAUUGCUUUCUUCAGGAGAUAGAAGACAAAAAGAUUCGAGUAAAGAACAAUCUUGAGCUCUUUUCGUUGAAAAGCAAUGCCGAGAAGGCUCCGAAUUCCUGCAAAGUUGCCGAGGCUGACGGAGGUUUCGUCGAUCGACCGAACUGCGGAUCAGACUCCCUCGUUACGUGGCAGCCGAGCAUACCGACCGAGGAAGAGGAAGCGCCGGAUGAGCCCGGCGAACCGCUGAAGCUCGAUUACGACAGCUCGAAAAUUCUUGACGCCCUGAGGAAUACGCCGGGUCUCUCCGUGUCUAUAAUGAGGAACCACACACCUGAGAUCAGUAAAAAUUCGAUCGUAUCGCCUGCGAGACCACCCUCAAAGGCGUCCUCCUCGAGUAGAUCGCCUGAUUCUCAGGCGGAAUGCGUCGAAAAGCUACUGAGAAACGCGAACGACUUCGGUCGCGACGGUUUGCCUCGCAAUCUGCCAGGUCUAUCGAUCGUUAUACCGAGCUACCGCUAUAAAAAUGUCUCCGGCCAGCUAACAGUCUCACCGAGCACGAAGCAUCGUGUCGAAUCGCCCGAAAGCACCGUUAACUUCAACAAGGCCGAUGUGUAUCCGGAGGAAAUAAAGAUGGACAGGUUUCCCCACGAGGAGGACAGAGAUGAGGAAGAAGACGAGGACGACUGCGACUCGCAAGUUUUGGAAGACCUUAGACAGCAGAAGGCGGAUUUGCUGGCGUACGACGGUAUCGAUGCGGAUUACUACAACGGGUCCAGUACUAAGAGCAAUCAGGAGGAUCGCAAAACCCCGUUAGAGAAUGCAAAGAGCGAUCCUGUCUGCAUUGGCUCCUGUAGAAACAGCGAGGCACAAGCCAAAGGUAAAUACCAGGAUCUCGAGCAUUUUGAUGAACAGGUCCUAGAGGAGCUGCGAUCCCGCGGCACUGUAGUCUCUCCACAGCCAAGCGGAAUUCCUUGUUCUCCCGCAUCCAGGAGACCGUCAUCAGCAUAUCUCGAGAGGUUACUACCUAGUCCGCCGUGUUCCGUGUCCUGUUCGGAGGAUGCUAAGAGCGAAUUAACGCUGAAGAGCAUUCUGGCCUCAUCUAACUGCGCGGAUCCGCGAGAUUACGAAAGGACGAAGGAGGCGGUAUCGAUCCGAUCCGAUCAAAACAUUGAUCAGCCUAUCUCUCGACCUGUGCAUUCGAGCGUCGAUAGGUACGCGAGAAAAACUAAUCAGCGCAGCUUUCAGGAACGUCUAAACGUUCACAAUCAAGAAGUGAGGAACUCUGGCAGGCCAAUGUCCAGCGGCGACAUUCAUACGACUUUUUAUGCGACGGCAGAGCGCACCGCGCCCAAGAGACCGAUGUCUGCCGAGUGGCAACCAAUGACUGGACAACGACAAAGGAACCAGGCCGCCUAUUAUCAAAAAAUCAUUAGUAGAACGAGGGGCCACUUUACCGAUCGGGACCAAGAUCACAUUUCCUAUGCCACAUCCAGCAGCACGGAUAAACUCUUGGAUCCGGCCAGACAGCUCCGCGAACUAAUUGAAACUGUCGGUCAUCUAAUUCCUGAUCCUCUCCUAGUACCUCGUGACUAUUUGCCAGCUCUGGCUGCCGCGCCGGCGACGGAGAUACCAAAGUUACUGGCCAGUAGACCCGAGCUCAGGCUGCCUGAGGCUCUUACCAGGCCUGAUCUUCUCCGGGAUCCCGAUCUGCUCGUAAUAUCGCUGGCGCAUCUGCAGCACGUGCUGGAUCACGGCGAGGGCCCGGUUUCCAGAUCGCGACAGUCGCAGCCGCAGCAACCUAAAGCUGUCGUUAACGGUGCCGUUAACAAAGGAUCGUCUGGUUCGGUGAACGGUAAUAGCGUGAGAGGCAGUAGAGUCACCAUUACUGCUAGCAAACCCAAACUCAGUUGCAAACCAAUCUGCACGUUGAUGCCGACGCAGCCUAUAGACCUAUCGAACGGCGGUCGAUCGCGCAUCAACCCCUAUUCGCCCUUGCUCAGAGUGCGCAGCGGACUACUCAAACAGGAGCCGGAAGUGAGCUCUACCGCGAGUUCGCCAGACGAGUCGCAACUGUGGCAUCCAUUGUUCGGCAGCCAAAAGAGACAACAGCAGCAGCAGCAACAGCAAUUGACGCAGUCGCAGCUACAGCAGCAGCAGCAGCAGCAGCAGCAGCAGCAGCAGCAGCAGCAGCAGCAACAGCAACACGCCUCCUGGCACAGGACAACUCUCGCCUCUUGACCAGCGUAACCUUGAUCUUGACUGCGAGUCCAGUGAUUCUGAAAGGGCGAAGGAGGAAAGAAAGGAGCCGCGAGACGUACGAGGAACGCCGUGACACCGCUUCUUACCGUGGUUUCGGCUACUCGUUGAAGGCUACUCGCGCAUCGCGCAGCCAGGCGGAAAAAUGCGGAUGAAGAAACGCCGCGGAGCAGCGCGGCGCGGCAAGGACUUUCGCGGAAUGACCGCCGCCGCGCCGCACGACACCCGCAGAAGCGUGCGCUUCCCCUUCGCGGUGGUGUAGUCGAAGCGAUCGAAUCGAUUCCGUUAGUAUAUUUUAUUUUAAUCCGUUGUUGGUCGCCCGUUGUAUUCGUACUUGAAAUUAUUGCGCGCGCAUACAAAUUAUCUUCAAAAUAAUAACAAUAAUCUCAGAAUUUGUACUUUAUCGGGAACAGUGUUGAGUAAUUUUGUAUUUAGGAUUAUCCUUACAUAUUUAAAGGCUACGAUUAAUUUUUUUACUCACUGUCACUAGCAAGACAAUGAAGGACGCGAUAAAAUAUAUAUAAUAUAUGAGCGAGACUGACGGCGUCGUUAAAAGAUUAAUUACGACACGCAGUGUUAGUAAACUCAAUGAACAUUCGUAAGUAAUAUAAAGGCGUAAAUCAUGUGAUAAAUAAAAUCAUACGCGAAUGUAGACGAUAAUCAAUUACUAGAGGUAGAUUAGAGGUAAUGUACUUUGACUGAGAAACUCGGCAAACUUCUUAGCGAGUUCGAGUCGAAGAUAUAUUUUUCUGUUGGCCUUUUUGUACUGACAAAAAGACGUAUUCUCAUAUCCGUGAAGAACUAAUGCCAAGCCGUACUAGGACCAGUCAGUAUAAAAAAGAAAUGUACACAUCAAUUGUGCAAUUACGAGGAAUUAUGCAGCAAGAAUUAACUAUAAUAAGGUUGCAGAACAGAACUUCGAUACGCGAUUAAUUUGUCAUGAUACGCAAUUACAGCGGACAAAAAGAAAUAUCUCGUUGAUGUAGACUCGUCGAUGUGAUGUUUUGUAAGACUACACCACUGCUUCUACGAUAUUAACUUCGCGGUUUUCUCUCUCUUUCUCUCAUGACUCUCAUCGUCACAACCCCGUAGAGACCCCUGACACAAGUGCAAUGAUAUGCGAACGCCGUGACGACGCUUUUUCAUUUCGUACAUAUCGUACAUAUCGUUAUCUGUUUCGAUAAGUAAAGCUAAAGUUUAUCUAGAUUUAAUUAUUUAGAUACGAGUUUUCAAAACAGAAUUGUGUAAGAAGUGAAUUGAAUCUUAUUAUCUCUAGGAAAAAUAGAGAUUGGGCUAAUGAGAAUUAUAAGAAUGUCACAAUUAGAAUGAAUCCCUGUAAGAGCAGAUUCAUUCUAAAAUUUGUUCAUUGUAGAUACAGUUUUAUAUUUAUAUUUAAAGUUGUAUUCGCCAUUGUUUUAUUCAAUGCAAUUCAGUGAAUUAUUUAGUGCAAUUUCUUUUGCUCGCCGAUUGUUAUUAUACAGAUUGUUACGUUAUAGAGUACGUUAUUAACUCAACGUUAAUGUGUUAUACAUUCGUGUGAUAUUUUCCAUUUCUGCCCGUCACGGCGAUCGUAGCUAGUCUCCCGAUCCCGGCGAAGUAGAAAUUAGUGCGUCACGAAUAUCAAAUAUUUAUAUCCACGAGCCGAGUUUACACAAGCAGCGAUUACUCUCCAUCUGCGCAAUUAACGACGAUGCGUUUUAAGCUCUCUGUUUAAUUUCCAUCGUAAAAUCUCGUUGCUCCCUAUAGCGUUAAAUUUUAUGAAAAGCUGCAUGUUAAAUGACAAAUGCGCUACUCUAGAAAUCUACCGAUGCAGUUCUUUACUUCACGGAGAAUUAAGUUAACACUAAUUAAUAUAUACUUUGGUAAGCAUUUCUUUUUGCUUCAAUUUAAUUCGCAAUUGAUUACUCGCGUUGCCUCACGAUAACACGCACUCAUAAAAAAAGAAAUCUAAAUCAGUUGCGAAUAAUGUUUACGUAGAUAUAAAACAAAUAUUACAUGUGCUUUUAUAUGAUGUAUCACGCGAUAACGCGGCGAAAUUUACGAUUUUAGAAGCAAUCACAUAUGUGCGUGUGUGCGUACGUACACGUCGACCGAAUCUAUUGCAAAGAACUCGAGAUAAAUUCGAGAACUUUACACAGUUAUUUUAUCUUGUUUUUUUAUCUUUUUUAUAUUAUUUCUUUUCGUAUGGCACGCAAGUGACGAUAUUGAAAACAAUUAUUUUAAAUGCGAUUCAUGCAGCUUCCGACUAAAAAUACAGACAAUUAAAGAGUAUCAAGCUGAUCACGGCUAUUUGAUUUAUCAUUUGUUUUAUCAUAUAGAUACAUAUGUGUGUGUGCAUGCGCGUGUGUGUGAUAACGCGGCUAUUUACGUCGAGUACCGAAAAAUCUCAGAGACACAAUAAUCACAGAUGCCAUUUCGAAAAUAGUCACGUUUUAGUGUGUUUCAGAGCGGACGAUCAUCUAUUAUUAUGUAAUUGUGCACGUCCUUAUCUAAUACCGUUGCUCGCAUUAUAACUUGACGCAUGGGAUGGAAGACUUGCUGUUAUCGGUGUAAACUCGGCGGUCACAUCGACAGUUUAAUUGUGCGCGUUGAUUUUUUGCAAUUCGACAGAUAUAUCGUACAACGAUCCUUUGCCAAAAAGGUGUCAAAAUAAUUUUUGACAGACCACUUAGUUUUUAUGUUACAUAUGUACGUAUCUCAUGUGUAUGUGUAUUUCCUGUGUUACAUCAAAAUAUCUGGCGAGGGAAAGAAUUGAAACGCACGGAAGAAGAAGAUAAAAAAACGGGAAACAGUGAAAUGCGUAACGUACGUGACGAGAAUAGGUGCUAUUCAGUAGU
Solenopsis invicta (red fire ant) is the source of this 7566-nucleotide messenger RNA. RefSeq lists its product as uncharacterized. Bases 1169 to 4711 code for a protein of 1180 amino acids. The record is from RefSeq and is a predicted model, not a curated record. The transcript is spliced from 2 exons. NCBI's taxonomy places the organism in Eukaryota, Metazoa, Arthropoda, Insecta, Hymenoptera, Formicidae.